AUGAAGGAAGAGAUUGAAGCUCUGGAGAGAAAUGGAACAUGGACCUUGAAGGAAUUGCCAAAAGGGAAGAGAGCCAUAGAUUCAAAAUGGGUUUACAAAAGAAAAUUCAAACCCAACGGCACAUUAGAGCGGAACAAAGCUCGUCUUGUAGCAAAGGGAAUGCAAAAAACGUUUGCAGCUAUAUUGAUAUACGUAGAUGAUAUAAUAAUUACUAGAAAUGACGAAGGGAAGAUAGCAGAAAUAAAGAAGCAUUUGCACAAAAAUUUUAGCAUUAAGGACCUUGGUCCCCUCAAAUACUUCUUGGGCAUCGAAGUAACCAAGCUCAAAGAAGGCGUCGUACUUAGUCAACAAAAGUAUGUGCUAGAUAUACUGAAAGAUGCUAAAAUGGAAAACUGCAGACCCACCUCUACCCCAAUGGAAGAAAACUGCAAUCUAGAGCCUCCAGAAGGAUAUGAAGUAGUAGAUGAAGGAAGAUACAGGAGGUUGAUCGGGCAAUUACUGUAUCUCAUAGUGACAAGGCCAGACUUAGUAUACCCUGUGAACGUCCUAAGUUAA
This is a messenger RNA of Neltuma alba, 555 nucleotides long. RefSeq lists its product as uncharacterized. NCBI's taxonomy places the organism in Eukaryota, Viridiplantae, Streptophyta, Magnoliopsida, Fabales, Fabaceae. The coding region runs from base 1 to 555 and encodes 184 amino acids. The record is from RefSeq and is a predicted model, not a curated record. The transcript has 2 exons.